Molecule: messenger RNA, 864 nt
Organism: Microthlaspi erraticum
Lineage: Eukaryota; Viridiplantae; Streptophyta; Magnoliopsida; Brassicales; Brassicaceae
Source: the annotation of a GenBank genome assembly
AUGGAUGAUACUGUUGAGCACAAUAACACUUCUUUAGAUGAAGUAUCCUUCACGAGCUUAACCGAUUCCUUACAAAGCUCAUUAGUAAUGGAUUAUAACUCACUAGAGAAGGCCUUCAAAUUAUCAUCACCAUAUUGUUCCCCUUUCCAACCGAUUUCACAGUCCAAUAUGGGCCAAAUAGUGAAUUACCCUUACUUACAUCUCAAUCCGAAUUCUCCAAUUGUCUCUUCUUCCUCCAAUGAAGCCGACCCUAAAGAGAACCUCGGCGAUAAGAGUGUCCCAAUGGAGGAUAACGAAGAAGACCAACAUGGUAUUGGUUAUGAAAGCUCCAAGCAAUUGACAAAACAAGGCAAAGGGAAAGGAGAGAAGAAAGAAAGAGAAGCUAGGGUUGCCUUUAUGACCAAGAGCGAGGUUGAUCAUCUUGAAGAUGGUUAUAGAUGGAGAAAAUAUGGACAAAAAGCCGUCAAGAACAGUCCUUAUCCAAGGAGUUACUAUAGAUGCACAACGCAGAAAUGUAACGUGAAGAAACGCGUAGAGAGAUCGUUUCAGGAUCCGUCGAUCGUAGUUACAACCUACGAAGGAAAACACAACCAUCCGAUCCCAUCGACGUUGAGAGGUCCCUUGGCCGCCGAACAUCUACUAAGCCACCGUGGAAGCGGUCUCUUCCACAGCUUCCCACGUCACCAGCAAGAGUUUCUCAUGAUGAAUCAUCCUCCGGUCAAUUAUCAGUCGGUGGGAUCUAUAUCGUACGAACAGAGCCACCUUAACUCGAGUUAUAAUAAUAGCAAUCAUCAGCAACAAGUUGUUGAUUAUGGUCUUCUUCAGGACAUUGUUCCUUCAAUGUUUUUGAAGCACGAAUCUUGA